CAUUUGCAAGCCGGCAGGAUAGUUGUUAACGCCAAUUAACUAUCUAAUGAAGCGAGAGUUGACGAAGACUUAAGCUUUAUCAACUACUUCAACUAUAACCUUUUGGAACCUAUAGUAUUUUCGGUGCUUGAUCUAAAUGAUGUCUGCCAGAAAACAGUUUGAACAUCUCAAGAUACAACUGGAAGCUAUACGUUCAGCAACCAACAACUUUGCUCAUGACCAUUUGAUUGGGAUAGGAGGAUACGGGAAAGUGUACAGGGGAGAACUCAUCCUUUCGAAGGGACAUACCACAGUUGCUAUAAAACGUUUAGAUCGUCCAUUUGGAGAAGGAGACGUUGAGUUCUGGAAGGAGAUCAAGACGCUCUCACUUUACAGCCAUGAAAAUAUUGUCUCACUCUUAGGGUACUGUGAAGAUGGCGGCGAGAAGAUCCUGGUAUACGAGUAUUCAUCUAAGAGAAGUGUCGAAUCGCAACUCAGCAGCAAAAACCUGUCGUGGACUCAACGCCUUAAAAUUGCAAUUGGUGCGGCUCGUGGACUUUCAUACCUGCACCAAGGUAGAAUAUUGCACAGAGAUAUUAAAAGUGCUAACAUCUUAUUAGAUGACUCUUGGACUGCCAAGAUCAAAGAUUUAGGUCUAUCCAAAAUUGGUCAUGAUAGCAAACCACACAAGUUAGUUCUUCCUCACGUUAUAGGCUCACUUGGGUAUAUUGAUCCGCAAUAUUUUGAAACGGGGAUACUGACAAAAGAGUCAGAUGUUUACUCCUUCGGGGUGGUGUUGUUUGAAGUUUUGUGUGGGAAGUUGGCUAUUGGGAAAAAUUAUAAGCAUCAACCUUUUCCUCAAUGGGUAGGAGAAUGUUACACAAAGAACAACCUAGAUGAAAUUAUUUAUAAAGAUAUAAAGGUUGAAAUGAAUCCUCGCUCCUUGGAAGAGUUUACAAGAAUUGCAUACCAAUGUUUGAGGGACUUUAAGCAACGUCCAACAAUGAAAGAAGUCCUGGCAAAACUUGAAAGUGCACUCGAUUAUCAAAUCAUAGAAACAACAGUAGGUUAUCAAUGCCUAAAGAGAAGCCGUGAAGAGCGUCCAUUAAUGAAGGAGGUCGUGAGAAUACUUGAAACUGCACUACAAUUUCAAGUUCCACCUCUACCUCCACCUAAACAUAUACCUACAUCUUCACCAUCAAGUUCAAAGAACGGUACUAAUGUGUCACAGCUGACCGAUAAAAGAUCCUUAAAGACCCUACAUUGGGAGAAAACCCGUGCAACAGUAGGAAGUAUAUGGGAUUUGCCUCAUAAACAGGGAAAUCUGUCAAGGGUUCCUGAAAUUGAUAAAAAAAAGCUUGAGAGCCUGUUUUCGGAAGCUUAGCAUAGGCUGGUUCUGAAUAGCUCAAACCGUAAAAAGUUCUUUCCGUUAGUUGACUCAACCUGUGUACCAUAAAUAAUAUACUUCAGUUCUAUACUCCUUUAUGUAACUUGUAUACCUUUUAACCAUAAUACUUCUACU
Molecule: messenger RNA, 1501 nt
Organism: Lactuca virosa
Lineage: Eukaryota; Viridiplantae; Streptophyta; Magnoliopsida; Asterales; Asteraceae
Source: the annotation of a GenBank genome assembly